CGCAUCGUGCAAAGCAUGGCCGAUGCGGCCAAAGCGGCGAAUGUGGCCAUAGUCGCUGGCGACACCAAAGUGGUGGAAAAAGGCAAAGGAGACGGGGUAUUUAUCAGCACCACAGGGGUAGGCGCGCUGCCCCAGGCGCGCAGACCCUCAGGCGCGGGCGCCAAGGUGGGCGAUGCGGUGCUACUCAGUGGCAGCAUAGGGGAGCACGGCGUAGCAGUGCUAUCUAUCAGAGAAUCCUUGGAAUUUGAUACAAAAAUAGUCUCAGACUCGGCAGCGCUCAACGCUUUGGUGGAGACUUUGUACGCGGCUGUGCCAGCAGAAGCGGUGCAUGUGUUGCGCGACCCUACACGCGGCGGCCUGGCCACUACGCUCAAUGAAAUCUGCCGCCAAUCGGGCUGCGGUAUGCUCAUAGAAGAGGGCGCGAUUAUGGUGCAGCCUCAGGUGCAAGCGGCU
Darwinula stevensoni is the source of this 453-nucleotide messenger RNA. The record is from the annotation of a GenBank genome assembly. NCBI's taxonomy places the organism in Eukaryota, Metazoa, Arthropoda, Ostracoda, Podocopida, Darwinulidae.